This is a messenger RNA of Emiliania huxleyi CCMP1516, 420 nucleotides long. RefSeq lists its product as hypothetical. The transcript has a single exon. Bases 1 to 420 code for a protein of 139 amino acids. The record is from RefSeq and is a predicted model, not a curated record. Lineage: Eukaryota; Haptophyta; Isochrysidales; Noelaerhabdaceae.
AUGAAGCAUAUCGGAGUGCAGCUCGCUGUGCUGCUCUGCGCGGCGGCUCCAUGCGGCGCGCUGCACCUUAAAUUAUCCACGCGGCGUGCCGCCGCGGCGGCACUCGCGCUUCAGCCAUUUGUUGCGCAUGCACGCUUCACGCAGAGCGCCGUCGACACGGCGGCCGCGGCUCGCUCUGCCGUGCGCGAUGCAGCAGGCAUCUCGAGCAUUUCGCAGCCCGUUGGCGAGCGCCGGGACACGCCGCUACCAGGAAUGGCUGCCGUUGCGGAGCCCGUCGAGCCGGUUAUGAUGGUCGAGGCCAGCCUCAAGGAGGUGCUCGCAGAGGAGGUGGCGGAGAAGGAGGCGGCUACGGGGCGGAAAUUAACCGGAAAAGAGGUGGACAAGAUCAAGUCCCGGCUAAAGCUCUACGGGUACAACUAA